Trametes versicolor FP-101664 SS1 is the source of this 405-nucleotide messenger RNA. RefSeq lists its product as uncharacterized. The record is from RefSeq and is a predicted model, not a curated record. NCBI's taxonomy places the organism in Eukaryota, Fungi, Basidiomycota, Agaricomycetes, Polyporales, Polyporaceae. The coding region runs from base 1 to 405 and encodes 134 amino acids. The transcript is spliced from 2 exons.
AUGACACAAACCGUAGCGACCGCUGCAGACGACCACUGUUCCCCAUCCCUCCCAAAACCUGGCCCCGCACGCCCGGUGAAAGAUCCGCGCGACCAUUUUCAAGAAGCUCGCACCCAUCCCCCCUCCGCGUCCGACAUAUAUGCCUCUUCUCCAGAGCAGCUGGUCGACAAGGCUCUGCACGCGCUGCAAGAGGCCGGAAUCGAACUCAUCGAGUGGAAGACGCUCCUCUUCAGGCGCAUGGGCGUUCCAGUGGCCCUCAAGAACUUCCACUACCUCGUCCCCGAUGCGGAGUUCGCGCGCGCGUCGCAAAUCCUCGAGGAGGACCAAGGCCUGCUCCUCUCCCUCCCUCCGCGGCUGUGGCACAUCCGCAGGAUGCGAAACUACUUGAAGCCGAGUCGCGUCUAA